AGCUGUCAAAAAGAAAUGUUUCUGAUUUGUGUUUUACCCUUUAUUUAUUUCUUUUAACAUUUAACGAAAAUAUUGAUACGAUCUUAUUAGGCCACAAAUUAAUUGCUCUAUCAGGUGUACUUAACCUAGUAUCAUUAAAAUUUUCACCAGAUUACAUUUAAUUUAACAAAAUGGAUCAGAUGUUACCGAGUCCAUAUAAUAUACCGGGGAUAGGAACCCCGCUACAUCAACCUGAAGAAGAUCAGCAAAUAUUACCUAAUGCCAUGCACCAACAACAGCAGGCUUUGGCUACGUUGGGUUCUUCACCAUUAGUUGGAUUUGGAGGAUCUAUAAUGGGUACUCCUCAAAGAUCUAUGCACACAUAUGCACCAACAGCCAGCUACUCAACUCCACAGCAAAUGAUGCAGCCUCAAACUCCUCAAAAUCUCAUGUCUCCCAUGAUAACUGGUGGUAGCCUAGCAGGACAGCAGAUGCUCAGUCAAGCCAGUCCAGCACCUAUGACUCCAAUGACCCCUCAUUCAGCAGACCCUGGUAUUUUACCACAGUUACAAAAUAUUGUUUCCACUGUGAAUUUGAAUUGUAAGUUAGAUCUGAAAAAAAUUGCACUUCAUGCUCGUAAUGCAGAAUAUAACCCAAAGAGGUUUGCUGCUGUCAUUAUGAGAAUAAGAGAACCCAGGACUACAGCACUUAUUUUUUCAUCCGGCAAAAUGGUCUGUACAGGAGCUAAAAGUGAAGAAGAUUCUCGAUUAGCGGCUAGAAAAUAUGCAAGAAUCAUACAAAAGCUUGGUUUUACAGCAAAGUUUUUAGAUUUCAAAAUACAAAAUAUGGUUGGAAGUUGCGAUGUGAAAUUUCCGAUACGACUUGAAGGAUUAGUUCUUACACACGGUCAGUUCAGUUCUUAUGAACCUGAACUUUUUCCUGGACUUAUAUACAGAAUGGUGAAACCAAGAAUAGUAUUGUUAAUAUUUGUAUCAGGCAAAGUGGUUCUAACAGGUGCUAAAGUACGACAAGAAAUUUAUGAAGCAUUUGAUAAUAUUUACCCUAUACUAAAGAGUUUUAAAAAACAAUGAACAGUUAUUGUGUAUGUGACAGUGUUUUUUUUAAUAUAAUCCAUAAUUUAAGUAUA
Messenger RNA from Achroia grisella, 1126 nucleotides. RefSeq names its product TATA-box-binding protein (gene Tbp). NCBI's taxonomy places the organism in Eukaryota, Metazoa, Arthropoda, Insecta, Lepidoptera, Pyralidae. Gene Ontology annotation, biological process: DNA-templated transcription initiation. The record is from RefSeq and is a predicted model, not a curated record. The coding region runs from base 171 to 1070 and encodes 299 amino acids. Gene Ontology annotation, molecular function: DNA binding; RNA polymerase II general transcription initiation factor activity. The transcript is spliced from 4 exons.